AUGAAUCCUCUUACUCCAGAGCAGGUGGCCUCCUACCACAAUAACGGGUUCCUUCUUUUACGUGUCAAUGAGCACCAGCUAGUCGACCCAACAGCCCUGAAACAGUGGACCGAGGAGAUUCGAGCCUGGCCCCGCGUCAAGGGCAAAUGGAUGCCUUAUGACGAAAUCAACAUCAAUGGUGAGCGCCAGCUCAUGCGUACCGAGCGCUUCAUCGACUUCCACCCGCAAUACAAGGAGCUCGUCUGCGGCGACAAGCUAGCCGAGAUUCUCAAGGCCGUCUCCGGUGAUGUAAAUACACAAAGCAACCCCAAGAUGUUGAUACUCGUAUCCGUUCCUAACGCCAUUCAGGACAUGCUCCUCUUCAAAGACAAGAUCAACUACAAGCAACCCGGCGGGAACGGCUUCCAGGCUCACCUCGAUGCACCUGCCUACGACCACAUCGGCCGCAUCGAGCACGUAACUGCGAACGUAGCCAUUGACGCCGCCACCCUCGAGAAUGGAUGUUUGGAGGUAGUGCCUGGAUCGCACAAGAUGGACGUGGAGUUCGAGCACAGUGGCCGGAUCAAGCACUCGUGGGAAGCUGCGCAUGAGUGGAUCACCAUCCCAUUGGAUCCUGGUGACAUGCUAAUCUUUGGCUCGCAUCUUGCGCAUCGCUCGGCGGAGAAUAAGACGGAUAAGAGCCGGUCUAGUCUCUAUGCGACUUUCCAUUCGAAGAGUGAUGGUUUGGAUUUGCGAGAGAAGUACUAUAAGCAUCGGAUGGAGAAUUUCCCCCCGGAACAUGAGCGUGUGGCAGGGAAGGAUUAUUCGGCUGGUUAUCGGACGUAUGGCUUUGCGGCUCCGUUCACUCGGGCGGGUCAAACUGUUGCUGUUCCUGUUGUGCCAGCUGUCUCGGCUGUUCCUGUCGUGCCUUAG
This is a messenger RNA of Penicillium verhagenii, 912 nucleotides long. Its product is annotated as phytanoyl-CoA dioxygenase family protein. Lineage: Eukaryota; Fungi; Ascomycota; Eurotiomycetes; Eurotiales; Aspergillaceae. The record is from RefSeq and is a predicted model, not a curated record. Bases 1 to 912 code for a protein of 303 amino acids. The transcript has 2 exons.